CCGGGCACCCAGAGGUCUUGGAACCACGGCGUUAGGGUCGAGGCAGCUGCGAGUGAGGGACAAUGGCGCCCAGCGUGCCCGUAGCGCCGGAGCCGAAGGAGACCCCCCCCAGGGGCAUCCGCGCCGUGUUGCUGGGGCCGCCCGGGGCCGGCAAGGGCACGCAGGCUCCCAAGCUGGCUGAAAGUUACUGUGUUUGCCAUUUGGCUACAGGGGACAUGCUGAGGGCCAUGGUAGCUUCUGGCUCAGAGCUGGGCCAGAGACUCAAGAAGACAAUGGAUGCUGGAAAACUGGUAAGCGAUGAUAUGGUUGUGGAACUUAUUGAGAAGAACUUAGACAGUCCUCCAUGCAAGAAUGGUUUUCUCUUAGAUGGCUUCCCUCGGACAGUGAAACAGGCAGAAAUGCUUGAUGAACUCAUGGACAAGAGGAAUGAAAAGCUAGAUUCAGUCAUCGAAUUCAGCAUUGCCGACUCUCUACUCAUCCGGAGAAUCACAGGAAGGCUGAUCCAUCCUGCAAGUGGCCGAUCUUACCAUGAGGAGUUCAACCCCCCUAAGCAACACAUGAAGGAUGACGUAACUGGAGAACCCUUGAUCCGCCGUUCAGAUGAUAAUGAAACUGCUUUGAAAACCCGCCUGAAGGCCUAUCACUCUCAGACCACCCCCCUGGUGAAGUACUACAGUAAGCGAGGGAUCCAUUCCGCCGUGGAUGCUUCUCAGUCCCCAGAUGUGGUGUUUGCCUACAUCCUGGCUGCCUUCUCCAAAGCAACAUGUGGGGCUUCUGAGAAGCAGAAUAUGUAAGGGACUUGCCCAAGAUCACAUGCGUACCAAAUGACUGCAGGCCAGGCAAGACCACACCAUUGCUGACCAACUUCAGUGCAAGAGUCCAACCUUUUAAACGUUGGGCGGAGGGGAGGGGUUGGUGAGGAACAAGAAGGGGUAUAAGUAUUGGAGGGAGAUUGUUUCAGUGGGUCGUUGGUUUUCACCAUUCAAGUGGGAGUGUUAUAAACAGUAGUUAGUUAGGAGGGUAUAUUAGGGGAAGAGGGAUAUACAUUUUGGGGGAAGUGUGGGGAAGUAAAGGAAGAAGGCCUAGUAUUCAUUCUAUAGGAUCUCUUGGGGACAGUUAUCUUUCAUCCAGGAAUGUGAUUGUAAUUGAAAAGCCAUUGACCUAAGACCUCAUUUGUCAUUUAUGGACCUCUAAGUGUGCCAGAUGGGGAGAGCAGUUACUCCCCUGUUGCCUCCUCUCUGUUCUGUACCUCAUAACAGGGUAGGUUUUGGUUGCUGACCAUAACACCCCAUAUAAUGUGACCAAAUAAUAGUCCCCGUGUUCGAAAGGGUGAUGAGGAAUGUAUGUGACAGUGGUGGCUGGAUAAAUUAAGUUUAAUGGAAUUUAUAAAGGUGAAGCCAGGGAAGGUUGAUUCCUCCCAGUUUACUUACCUCUGAUAUGACCAACUCCAUUAAUCUCAAGGGAAAAGCCAUCAUCAGUUGCUAUUUGCAAGUGUAUGUCCUCUGUUCUUGCCUUCUUUCUAAACAUUGUAUAAAGAAUUUUUUUUCUUUCUUUAAAAAAAAAACAAUUUGAAGAUUGUCUCAUUCCAAAGAAACUCCUUUCCCUUCCCAGCUCUUGUGGCUGAAACACAGCAGCCCUGCAGUGGUGUGUUUCAUUUUUAAAACAAGGUGCCUUUCGCCUAUAACUGACCAAAUGCUGCUCUUUUUUGGCCCUGGAAUCAAUAAAAUGUAUUAAUCAUUUGUA
Gracilinanus agilis (Agile Gracile Mouse Opossum) is the source of this 1743-nucleotide messenger RNA. It is a transcript of the gene AK2, whose product is annotated as adenylate kinase 2. The transcript is spliced from 8 exons. Gene Ontology annotation, cellular component: cytoplasm; mitochondrion. Gene Ontology annotation, biological process: ADP biosynthetic process. NCBI's taxonomy places the organism in Eukaryota, Metazoa, Chordata, Mammalia, Didelphimorphia, Didelphidae. Bases 63 to 794 code for a protein of 243 amino acids. Gene Ontology annotation, molecular function: AMP kinase activity; ATP binding. The record is from RefSeq and is a predicted model, not a curated record.